This is a messenger RNA of Ficedula albicollis (Collared flycatcher), 3368 nucleotides long. It is a transcript of the gene TBCK, whose product is annotated as TBC1 domain containing kinase. The record is from RefSeq and is a predicted model, not a curated record. NCBI's taxonomy places the organism in Eukaryota, Metazoa, Chordata, Aves, Passeriformes, Muscicapidae. The coding region runs from base 83 to 2821 and encodes 912 amino acids. Gene Ontology annotation, biological process: protein phosphorylation. Gene Ontology annotation, molecular function: ATP binding; protein kinase activity. The transcript has 26 exons.
GGGCGGGGCCGUGCGCGGCGGGGCGGCGGCGCUCGCGCAGGAACACGAAUUGCUCUGAAGGGCUUAAGAUUGUGUGAAAAAGAUGUUUCCUUUAAAAGACACUGUAAUGGGUGCCUCCACCUUCUUUGCCUCAGCUCUGCCACAUGAUGUCUGUGGAAGUAAUGGGCUUCCUCUAACACCUAACUCCAUAAAAAUUCUGGGGAGAUUUCAAAUCCUUAAAACAAUCACCCAUCCCAGACUUUGCCAGUACGUUGACAUUACCAGAGGUAAACAUGAGAGACUGGUUGUGGCAGCUGAACACUGUGAAAAGAGUCUGGAAGAUUUGCUACGAGAAAGAAAGCCUGUCAGUUCUUCAAGGAUCUUAUGCAUAGCAUAUGAGGUUUUGCAAGGUUUACAAUAUAUGAACAAGCAUGGAAUGGUCCACCGAGCACUCUCCCCUUGCAAUAUUCUUUUGGAUCGGAAGGGACACGUGAAGUUGGCUAAAUUUGGACUCUACCAUAUGACUGCUCAAGGUGUUGAUGUUGAUUUUCCUAUAGGGUACCCAUCAUAUCUGGCACCUGAAGUAAUUGCACAGGGAAUAGGCAAACCAAGUGAUCACACUCAGUGUGAGAAGCCUCUGCCCUCUGGCCCUAAAUCAGAUCUGUGGUCUCUUGGUAUAAUAUUAUUUGAGCUUUGCAUGGGGAGAAAAUUAUUUCAGAGUUUGGAGAUAGCAGGAAGAUUGAAAUUUAUACUUAUGUUAGGCUGUGUAGAUGAUGUUGUAACUGUAUUGGCUGAAGAACACGGUUGCCUUGAUAUUAUUAAGGACCUUUCUGAAAAUGUUAUUGUUCUUCUAAAGAAAUGCCUUACAUUCCAGCCUUCUAAGAGGCCAACUCCAGAGGAAUUGCUACAUGACAGUUUGUUCAGUGAAGUAUCCUCACUAUAUCCUCCCUUCCACAAACCUGCUGGUCUGUUCUCAUCUUCUCCAAGGUGUGCCAAUUUAACACUACCUGAAGACAUAAGUCAAUUAUGUAAAGAUGAAGAUAAUGAUUACCUAGCAGAAAGGUCAAUUGAAGAGGUUUAUUAUCUGUGGUGUUUGGCUGGAGGAGACUUGGAGAAAGAACUUGUCAACAAGGAAAUCAUUCGAUCAAAGCCACCUGUCUGCACACUUCCCAACUUUUUAUUAGAAGAUGGUGAGAGCUUUGGGCAAGGACGAGAUAGAAGUUCCCUCCUAGAUGAUACAACUGUGACUUUGUCUCUGUGCCAGCUUCGAAAUAGACUAAAGGAUGUUGGUGGAGAAGCAUUUUAUCCAUUGCUUGAAGAUGACCAGCCAGCUUUGCCUCAUUCCAACAGCAGCAAUGAGCUCUCUGCAGCUGCUACUCUUCCUCUGAUCAUCCGGGAGAGGGACACAGAGUACCAGCUAAAUAGAAUUGUCCUGUUUGACAGGCUGUUGAAGGCCUACCCGUACAAGAAAAACCAAAUUUGGAAAGAAGCCAGGAUUGACAUCCCUCCCCUUCUGAGAGGCAUAACCUGGGCAGCCUUGUUGGGUGUUGAGGGUGCCAUAGAAGCAAAAUAUGAUGCCAUUGAUAAAGACACACCGAUUCCUACAGACAGACAAUGUUGCAAGAUUGCUGUAGUGCUGCCGCACUCAUCCCAAUUUCUCUUUGUAUGCUUGGCUGUGGUGCAGAUUGAAGUUGAUAUUCCUCGUUGCCAUCAGUAUGAUGAACUGCUGUCAUCACCAGAGGGUCAUGCAAAGUUCAGGCGUGUAUUGAAGGCCUGGGUUGUUUCCCAUCCUAAUUUGGUGUACUGGCAAGGUCUUGACUCUCUCUGUGCACCGUUUCUGUACUUGAAUUUUAACAAUGAAGCUCUGGCAUAUGCCUGUAUGUCUGCUUUUAUUCCAAAGUAUUUGUAUAACUUCUUUCUGAAGGAUAAUUCUCAUGUUAUUCAAGAGUACCUGACAGUGUUUUCCCAGAUGAUUGCAUUCCAUGAUCCAGAGCUGAGUAACCACCUCAAUGAAAUUGGGUUUAUUCCAGAUCUUUAUGCGAUUCCUUGGUUCCUUACAAUGUUUACACAUGUCUUUCCUUUGCACAAAAUUUUUCACUUGUGGGAUACAUUACUGCUUGGAAAUUCCUCCUUCCCAUUUUGUAUUGGAGUUGCCAUACUUCAACAGCUGAGGGAUCGUCUUCUGGCCAAUGGAUUCAAUGAAUGCAUUCUCCUUUUUUCAGACUUGCCAGAGAUCGAUAUCGAGCGCUGCGUUCGCGAGUCCAUCAGCCUGUUCCGCUGGAGCCCGAAGAGCGCCACGUACCGGCAGUACGCGCAGCCGCCCCGGCCGGAGAGCGCCCGCGGCUCCCUGUCCUGCCUGUCCGCCGACUACCAGGAGGCUCCGCGGGGUGACCUGUCUAGGGACUCCAUCAAGUUGGAUGAUCUGAAGGCAGAGGUGUCCCCACGAAUUUCAGCAGAAGAUCUGAUUGACUUGUGUGAGUUGACAGGACCUAGCCUUUCCAAAACACCUGUAAAGAAAACGAAGCCUAGCAAGCCAAAGCUGCUGGUGGUGGACAUCCGUAACAGCGAAGACUUUAACCGUGGCCACAUUUCUGGCAGCAUCAAUGUCCCUUUUGCAUCAGCAUUUACUGCAGAAGGGGAUCUCAUCCAGUGCCCAGCAACUGCCACACUGCAGAGCUUUAAGGGAAGAGUUGUGGUGAUUGUAGGAAAUGCAGUGAAGAACACAGCUGCUUUUGCAGCUCAUCUGGUGAAAAACAAAUACCCAAGGGUCUGCAUCCUUGAUGGAGGAAUCAACAAGAUCAAGCCAACUGGUCUCCUCACUGUUCCUUCUCCACAAAUCUAAGUGGCUGUAAACAUUCAGGAUAAUCUGAAGAGAAAGUCCUGCCUACAACACAGAUAUCCUGAACCCAAAGGGCAUUAUGGUAUCUUCACAAGCUAUCCUGAUGAUCAGUGUCUUAUCCUGCAGCCGUAGAGCCCAGAAGUUUUGUGUUUGUUCUUUUGUGUAGAACUUCAGUUGGAACUGAUCCAAACUGAAGCUUUAAGCUUUCCAAGAAACCUCUUUCAGCACUGAUGCAGUGCAGAAGAGCUUGGGCAAGUCUGAACACAGAGAGAGGAACUCAUCUGACUUUUGUUAUCUUGUAUUUCUGUGGAACAUAAUUAACUGGCACUUGAUGGCUCCAAGGUGGACUUAGAUUAUUUGAAAAAGUAUUUUACUGUGAAUAUUGAAAGUAGCAAAAUUAAACUGUACCAUGUAUAUUGUGUGAAAAAGUGUGCUCCCUAAUAUUUGAAAAGUAAUUGCUGUACCUUCUGACCUGCUUUAUUUCUGAGAAAGUGUGUUUUUCAUCUGGUUUAUAAAUAAAGAUGUGUCCCAAAUUGAAAGUCACUGUAAG